UAAAACAAAACAAAAGCAAUAACAGAUUCAUUGUUUGACGAGCGAGAAGAACGGAGAUAACGAAGAAAUGGAGGUUCUGAAUGAAGAAGAAGAGUACAAUUGGAGAGAAGUGACUCUUCCAUCUUUGAUCCCUGUGGUUCCUAAACCAGAGCUCGAGAGAGAGAGUGGAGAGAGGAGGAGAGGCAGAGACAUACUCAUAGCUAUCGAUCAUGGACCCAACAGCAAACACGCCUUUGAUUGGGCCUUGAUCCAUCUCUGCAGGCUAGCUGAUACUAUCCAUCUUGUCCAUGCUGUUUCCAGCGUGAAAAAUGAUGUUGUUUAUGAGAUGGCCCAAGGGCUUAUGGAGAAGCUUGCUGUGGAGGCUUUCCAGGUUGUUAUGGUGAAGAGUGUGGCUCGGAUUGUGGAAGGGGAUGCAGGUAAGGUUAUUUGUAAAGAAGCAGAGAGAUUGAGGCCUGCAGCUGUAGUGAUGGGUACCAGAGGCAGAGGCAUAGUUCAAAGUGUGCUGCAGGGAAGUGUGAGUGAGUACUGCUUCCACCAUUGUAAAGCAGCUCCUGUUAUAAUUGUUCCUGGGAAAGAAUCAUGUUCUGCAAUUUGGGACGUAAGCACUGCUUGCUUUUGGGGUGACUCGGUGAAUUUGGCAAUGCAUAACAAUUUUUCAAAAGAAGGAACUUAAUGAGCUCUUCUUUAUUUUGUUGGGUACUUAUUUAAUAAGUACUCACAAGUUCAGUAGUUUUACUGAGCUCAUCAAGUUCAGUAGUUGGGUUUUACUAACAAGCAACAACUCUUGAAUUGUCUGCCCUAUACCUCACAAACUCCUCUAGAGUUUUCAACCACUCACUUGUAAUCUUUUGCACAUCUGAAUACUUUUAUGAUCAAGCCUCGCUAGUAUUUUCACACCAAUUAUAAAACACAAUCAGUUUAUCAACA
This is a messenger RNA of Hevea brasiliensis (rubber tree), 927 nucleotides long. Its product is annotated as universal stress protein PHOS32. The record is from RefSeq and is a predicted model, not a curated record. Bases 68 to 673 code for a protein of 201 amino acids. The transcript has 5 exons. NCBI's taxonomy places the organism in Eukaryota, Viridiplantae, Streptophyta, Magnoliopsida, Malpighiales, Euphorbiaceae.